Penicillium odoratum is the source of this 2004-nucleotide messenger RNA. Its product is annotated as S53 family peptidase. The record is from RefSeq and is a predicted model, not a curated record. Gene Ontology annotation, molecular function: serine-type endopeptidase activity; tripeptidyl-peptidase activity. Bases 1 to 2004 code for a protein of 667 amino acids. Lineage: Eukaryota; Fungi; Ascomycota; Eurotiomycetes; Eurotiales; Aspergillaceae. The transcript has 7 exons. Gene Ontology annotation, biological process: proteolysis.
AUGCUCGUGCGUCGGUUUUAUGUCGCUCUGGCCAUUGCGGCUUUGACUGAGGCUGCGCCCGCUACUGUUAAGCAUGUCUUGCAUGAGAAGCGGGACCGACAGUCUUAUGACUGGGUGAAGGCUGGUCGGGUUGAGAGUGAUUCGGUGUUACCUGUCCGUAUUGGGUUGAGUCAGAAUAACCUGGAGAAGGGUUAUGAUCUUCUAAUGGAAGUCUCCCACCCGGAUUCAGCCCGUUAUGGAAAUUACUGGUCUGCAGAGGAGGUGCAUGACAUGUUUGCUCCUUCUGAUGAAGCCGUGGAGGAAAUCCGGCAGUGGCUUGAAUCUAGCGGUAUUCACCCGUCUCGAGUUGUUCAUUCGGAUAACAAGGGCUGGAUUGCGUUUGAUGCAUAUGCGCAUGAAGCGGAAAGCCUCUUCAAGACUGAGUUUUAUGAGCACGAGCACCAGGCCUCGUCAAGCGUGAAAGUUGGAUGCGACGAGUACCAUGUUCCAGAGCAUGUUCAGAGACACAUUGACUACAUCACUCCGGGAGUCAAGCUGACCCCAGUGCUGAAGAAGCAUACCAAGGCAAAGCGGGCUUCUCAGUUGCAAGGUGUUAAGGCCAAUUCGAAGGUCAUGGCGGCUGAGGAAGAGGCCUACACGAUUCCCGACAAGGCCCUCUCCCUUGCAAAGGACCUUCAAGGAUGUGGGUACAAUAUGACUGCGACCUGCAUCAAGGCCUUGUAUGAUAUCCCGGAUGCCAAGACGGCAGUCAAGGGAAAUUCUCUUGGUCUCUAUGAACAGGGAUCAUACUUUGCCGAGUCAGAUAUCGACCUCUACUACAAGACAUGGGCUCCAUGGGUUCCACAGGGUACUUACCCUAUCCCAGCUCUGAUUGACGGAGCCAAUUACUCCGUGCCAGCUUACAGCUCGCUGAACAGUGGUGAAGCCGAUAUUGACAUUGACUUGGCGUAUGCAUUGAUUUACCCUCAGACUGUGACUCUGUACCAGGUCGAUGACCAGAUUUACGAGCCAGAGGAGGUUGCGACUACAAACCUAUUCAACACUUUCCUUGAUGCUCUUGAUGGAUCGUACUGCACAUACAGUGCCUACGGAGAGACAGGCGAUGACUCAGAUAUCGACCCCGUAUACCCUGACACAGCAGCCGGAGGCUACAAAGGCAAGCUUCAGUGUGGUAUCUACAAGCCUACAAACGUCAUCAGUGCCUCGUAUGGCCAAGCAGAGGCAGAUCUUCCCGUCAACUAUACUAAGCGCCAGUGCAAUGAGUUCAUGAAGCUUGGACUUCAGGGUCACUCCAUUCUUUUCGCAUCUGGUGAUUACGGCGUGGCCUCAUUCGCAGGCGAUGGCGAUGAAAAUGGAUGCCUGGGCCCAGACAGCAAGAUCUUCAACCCCCAGUACCCCUCCAACUGCCCAUAUGUCACAUCGGUCGGAGGCACCAUGCUCUACAAGGAUCAAACCGUCGAAGAUGGCGAGAGUGUCAUGCACGCCAACCUCGGCGGCACGGCUGCCAAUUUCAGCACCUCGGGCGGUUUCUCGAACUACUUCCCCCAACCCGCGUACCAGAAGGCCACUGUGGAGAAAUACUUCAAGAAGGCCGACCUGUCUUACCCCUACUACUCUGAGUUUGAGGUGGAUGUCAAUACCACCUCUGGACUUUACAACCGUAUUGGACGUGCUUACCCCGACGUUUCGGCCAACGGUGCCAGAUUCCGCGCCUACACAGACGGAUACGAUUACUUCUAUUACGGAUCCAGCUUGGCGUCGCCUCUCUUUGCCUCAGUCCUGACUCUGCUCAACGAGGAACGUAUCUCCAUCGGCAAGGGACCUAUUGGUUUCGUUAACCCGGUCUUAUACGCCCACCCCGAAGUUCUCAAUGAUAUUACCAACGGUACCAGUGCUGGAUGUGAUACCGAUGGAUUUGCCGCUAUUGAAGGGUGGGACCCUGCGACUGGCCUGGGAACUCCCAACUACCCCAAAAUGAAGAAGUUGUUCCUCUCACUUCCGUAG